AUGCCUACCGUCUCGGUGGAUAAAUAUGCGCUCUUCAAAGAGCUUGGGCGGGAUUACACUACGGAGGAAUUCGACGAGCUAUGCUUUGAGUUCGGCAUCGAGCUCGACGAAGAUACCGAAAACCAACCCCGAGCCGAAAAUGAAGCCCCGCAACUGAAAAUUGAUAUACCCGCAAACAGAUAUGAUCUGCUUUGUUUCGAGGGUAUUGCAUUGAUGCUCAACGUUUUCCUGGGCCGCAAGCCAUUCCCAAAUUAUCGACUAGUGCAACCUACAAGUGGACAGCUGGAAAAGAUCAUCGUCAAAGAAGAUACAACCAAAAUCAGACCUUACGUCGCCGGUGCCAUUCUGCGAGGAGUGAAGUUCGACGAGGCGCGAUACCAAUCUUUCAUCGGUCUACAAGACAAGCUACAUCAGAAUAUUGCCCGCCAGCGGACACUUGUCUCUAUUGGUACUCACGAUCUGGACACCAUCGAAGGCCCGUUCACAUACGAAGCUCUUCCACCGAAGGAGAUCCGCUUUACCCCGCUAAAUCAGACGAAGGAGAUGAAUAGCGAAGAGCUUAUGGCCUUUUACGAUAAAGAUAAGCACCUUGGUCGAUACCUUCACAUCAUUCGGGAUUCGCCUGUGUAUCCUGUGAUUUACGACUCGAAGCGAACUGUCUGCUCCCUACCACCUAUUAUCAAUGGAGAUCACUCAAAGAUUACAUUGGACACAAAGAACGUUUUCAUUGAGAUUACAGCCCUUGAUAAGACAAAAUUGGAAAUCGUCAACAAGAUUAUGGUCACCAUGUUCUCCCUGUACACUUCGGAACCUUUCACUAUCGAGCCCGUUGAGAUUGUCUCGGAACACAAUGGCGAGACGAGAGUGACCCCAGAUAUCUCGCCACGCACGACACAGGCCGAGCUUUCGUACAUCAACCAAUGUUGUGACCUAAACCUAUCCGCGGACGAGGUAUCUCGCUUGUUGACAAAGAUGGCGUACAAGGCGCGUCCUUCAAAGACGUCCAGCGAUCUCAUUGAUGUUGACAUUCCUCCCACCAGGGCGGAUAUCCUACAUCAAGUCGACAUCAUGGAAGAUGUUGCUAUCGCAUAUGGAUUCAAUGAGCUGCCACGCAGCUUCCCCAGCAAGUCGGGCACUAUCGCUCAGCCUCUUCCGGUCAACAAGCUCACAGAUAUUAUACGCAUGGAGGCGGCGAUGGCCGGCUGGUCUGAAGUGUUACCAUUGAUUCUUUGCUCACAUGAUGAGAACUUUGCGUGGUUGAACCGCAAGGAUGACGGCAACACCGCAGUCAAGCUUGCCAACCCAAAGACUCUUGAGUUCCAAGUCGUGCGAACCAGCUUACUUCCGGGUCUAUUGAAGACUCUUAAGGAAAAUAGGAUGCACAGUGUGCCUAUGAAAAUUUUCGAGGUUAGUGAUGUGGCUUUCAAGGACUUGUCUCUGGAGCGUAAGAGCCGGAACGAGAGACAUUUCGCUGCAGCCUGGUAUGGCAAAACCAGCGGUUUUGAAGUUGUACAUGGCCUGCUGGAUCGCGUAAUGGCGAUGUUGAAGAGCGCAUUCAUUACUGGUGAGGAAGGGUUAGAGAACACUGCUGUGAACGAUUCUCGCUACUGGAUUGAAGAGCUAGAUGACCCCACGUACUUCCCUGGCCACGCAGCCUCAGUUCAUGUCAAUAUCGGUGGAAAGGAACAGGUUAUCGGCUCCUUCGGAAUCUUGCAUCCCACAGUCUUGGAGAACUACGAGCUUAAGCUACCUGUCAGCACUCUUGAAUUGAACAUUGAGGCGUUCUUGUAG
Talaromyces amestolkiae is the source of this 1791-nucleotide messenger RNA. RefSeq lists its product as uncharacterized. The transcript has 9 exons. NCBI's taxonomy places the organism in Eukaryota, Fungi, Ascomycota, Eurotiomycetes, Eurotiales, Trichocomaceae. Gene Ontology annotation, cellular component: phenylalanine-tRNA ligase complex; cytoplasm. Gene Ontology annotation, biological process: phenylalanyl-tRNA aminoacylation. The coding region runs from base 1 to 1791 and encodes 596 amino acids. The record is from RefSeq and is a predicted model, not a curated record. Gene Ontology annotation, molecular function: phenylalanine-tRNA ligase activity; RNA binding; ATP binding.